Molecule: messenger RNA, 1617 nt
Organism: Cicer arietinum (chickpea)
Lineage: Eukaryota; Viridiplantae; Streptophyta; Magnoliopsida; Fabales; Fabaceae
Molecular function (GO): metal ion binding
Source: RefSeq, a predicted model, not a curated record
UGCCAAAACUGCUCUGUCUUUGUAAUUAGUGCUGAGAAAUUCAAACCUUAAAUCUGCAACGGUCGAGUCGAUAAACCAAUAUUGUGAUCACUCUGAUCCAAAGUGUUUCAAUGGCAACCAACGAUUCAACGAUGGAGUUUCACGAAAUCAGCAGCGAAACUGAAGAAGGAUCCAACCUCAGUUCAGAAUAUGACGACGAUUCAGAACAAGAUCCUGAUUACGACAUGCUCGAAGAAACCCAUCGUAGCUUCUCCAAUCUCUCACUCAGAAACAAGGCAAAAAAGCGCAUAGUUGAAGAUAAGGGUCUGGCUACUACUGAGAUAAACUCAGAAGGGAUAGAGAUUACUGCAUCAUCUCUAGAUGAUGAAAAUUCUGAAACAGUUCAGAAAAUAAUAAAGGCGGGUCUGCUAGAGAAGUUGAAAGUGGAUGAAUGCAAGAUGUAUUUGAAGAAGAAUGGUCUGAGGCUAACAGGGAAUAAGGACACACUUAUCCAGCGUAUAAAGGAGCAUCUAGAGAUUAUAAAUGGUGGAGGGGAGAAAAAGUACCCACCUCAGAGCUUUGUGUUGAAUUGUAAAGGUGAUGCAUGCACUGGUGAUGUUGUUUUGUUUGAGCAAAAUGUUUAUGAAAUGUUCAACAUAGCAUCCAGGAGUGCGAGCGGUCCACCGUGCGGCAAAAGGAUUGUUGCAGGCCGCAUAGUGAAAGAAAGCUAUGGUGCUGCUAAACAACAGCAUACAUUUACGAUUGAAGUGCUAUGGAGCAAGGGAGAAAAGCCUCUCCCUCCCCUUCACCCCCUACUGAUUAAGGGUCGAAACCUUUAUAGGUUGAAGACUUUGAGACAGAAAUGGGAGGAUGAAGGGAAAAGGCAGAAAAUGUUAAUGGAAAAACACUCUAGGGGAGACGUUGCUAGGGCAGAUAGGGAAGCAAGAAUACAAGAAAAGGAGAGGAGAAAAACCAUGAAGGAAAAUAGGAUCUCCAAAAAGGAUUCAGCAAAGAACCAAUCCCAAUCACAUUCAUGCAUUGCUGCAACAAGGUCACAAAAGCAACCUCAAGAAACAACAAAAGCAUUCAUUAAUCUAGAAAAGCCACAAUUUCCAUCUCAACACUCAGUUUCAUCUGCGAAUACAAGCAUAGCAACACCUGCAAUUGUAAAUAAACCAGCAGCUGUAACUGAACAGCGCAGCCGACCUAUUGAUUCUCGAACUGUUGCAAUGGGAUCCGACCAGUUCAGAAAUUCAGGACAAUCAUCUUUUAAUGCAAACUACUAUAGUACUGACUACCAUUGCAGAGACAAACCAACUACUUUUGUUAAGACAAACAAUUUUACAGAGAGAAGCUAUCAAAGGAAGCCUUUGGCAAGUACGAAUCAAUUGCAUUCGCAUGUUGCAAAUGCGGAUCACGUGCAUAUGUCGAUCCCUAAGAGAGAAAGCUAUCAGCAAAAACAGCCGUGUAGACAUUUUGCCCGGGGAAGAUGCUAUUUUGGAGAUAACUGCAAAUUCUUGCAUGAUUUGGGACAAAGGGAAUGCAUGAACUGAAAAGUUUGUAAUGACAUAAUUUCAUACUUUUUUUUGGUAUUGAAGUUAAAAUUUUGAUCUAUUAAUAACACAUGUUAUUAUGAUA